UCUAAUUCUCCUCUGUCAUUUAAGAGGCUUUCAAGGUGCACUGUACAUCCCAGAUCAGACUGGUGCGGGUCCAAGAGUUGUACAGGCUGGGGCAAGGCAUCUAAAAGCUUGUUCAUCAAGAGCUGAAGGUUUUUGUCACAUUUUCACCCUACUGCACGAGGAAUUCAGGCUCAGUAGCUUAUGAAUUGAAAAUAAUUUUACCCUCGCAUCCUCGCUCUCACGGCUACUGAUUGAGUCUUGAAAUAACAACAGAAACUACGCACUGGUACAGUCAUGAUGAAGCAGCCAGGCCUACUUAUAACCAAAUAGACUGCACCUGAUUCAGAUCUGCAAAAAUAAGACGGGAAAAUAUCAAGUCAACAAAACGCAUGUGUUCUUUUACCUUCUCUUCAUCUUCAGAUGUGGAUAUUAUGCAUUUUUAGUAAACCUACACAGCUCUUACUCAUAGAGGAAAUCUGAUCUGCUACAGCACGGAAACAUCAGUGGUGACCACAGCGAGACAAAUUCCUUAGGGAGCUGCCUGUUUUUAAGCCAAGUAUUCAUGAUCCAGCUGGCAUAUAGGGAUCAACAACCCCCUUGUGAAUAAUGGCUAAAAACGUAACCCUGGAUGCUGAAACGCUGGCAAUGCUCCAGAAUAAAGCUAUCUCCAUCACCCUCCCAGUUGUGUAUUCACUGGUGGCUAUCAUCAGUAUCCCUGGCAAUUUGUUCUCCCUUUGGGUGCUCUGCUGGCACAUCAAACCCAAAACGCCUUCCGUUAUCUUCAUGAUCAACCUGAGCGUCACAGAUCUCAUGCUGGCCUGCUGCUUUCCCUUCCAGAUUUUUUAUCACGUCCAAAAGAAUCACUGGACCUUUGGCAAGACUCUUUGCAGCCUCGUGACUGUGAUGUUCUACUCCAAUAUGUAUUCUUCCAUACUGACCAUGACCUGUAUCAGCAUCGAGCGGUACAUGGGUGUGGUAUAUCCCAUGAAGUUGAUCAAGUGGAGAAGAAAAAGAUAUGCUCUGGCUGCAUGCCUAGGUAUGUGGAUUUUCUUGCUCCUAGCCUUCUACCCACUAGAAAGCACAGAUUUGACUUAUGAAGUGGAAGAACUGGGGAUCGUAACCUGUUUUGACGUCCUCAAAUGGGAUAUGCUGCCCAGCUUCGCAGCCUGGGUAGCCUUUCUCCUCACACUGUUUUUCAUGCUCUUCCUGAUCCCUUUUGUCAUAACAGUUGGAUGCUACAUUGGCACCAUUCGGAAGCUUAUUCAGACAUCAAGCAGAUAUGGUAACAAGCAGAAGACAAGAUCCAUAUACCUAGCACUGAUAGUCCUUCUGGUAUUCAUCACUUGCUUCGCUCCAAAUAACUUUAUCCUACUUGCGCAUAUGAUCAUCCGUCUAUUUUAUGGCAAGAGUUUGUACCCUGCCUACAAGCUCUCCUUGUGCCUCAGUUGCCUCAACAACUGCAUAGAUCCCUUCAUUUACUAUUUUGCAUCCAAAGAAUUUUACCAGAAAUUCAUGCAAGUGUUUCGCCCGAACGUACUGCUCAGUGACAGUUUGGAAACCAGAAGGGAAAGUUUGUUCUCUGGCAGGACCAUGUCAGCCAGGUCAAUGUCAAGUGGACCUAUGGAUGGGUUAGAUGGAGUAAAGGUCUAUUUACAAAGGCAGGAAAGUGUUUUUUAGCCUUCAACAUCCCCAGAAGUAAGGCACCUUUGAGAUCCAUGAGUAGACACAGAAAACAUUUCUUUUUGAGUGGCUGCCCUCAAAAUACCAUGCUCCAGUGACAGAGCUCAAGCCAUACUUACAUUGCGCAUCCUACUUCAGUAUCUUCUGGUAAGAAAUGGAAGCGUUAAAGGAAUUGAAUUUUUUCAAGAAGGCACUGAAGCAAACCCGGUAUUGAUAGUCAGAGGUUGGCCUGGAAUUAGUCCUACUGUAUGAAACCAAGGGAUAAGUUUCAAACAAAAAUUACUUUCAGGUUGUAUGAUCUCAGUUGUUCAACCAAAAGUUUGUGAUUCUCAGUGACUGUGAAAUAUUACUGUAUAUGGACUAGAACAUACACUGAAGCUGGACUUGGGGUAGGGGAGUUAUUUUUCUAAGCAAUGUGCUGCAUUUUUGUUUGCGUUUUUGUUUGUUCAUUUUUGUUUUGUUUUGUUUUGUUUUGUUUUAAUGUAUUUCUUUCUCUCUUGUAUUUCUAUAAAAGAAUCAAUAAAUAUAGCUUGCCAUUUUACCAUUAAUGCAUAAUGCAUAGCCACUGUGAAUUCACCACAACACUCACCCAAGUGUUUAUCAGAACCAAACCACACUAACCUUUGAAAAGGUUAGGUUGACUCAUAUUAUUUAUUUCAAUUUUAUAUAGCAAAAUAUCUCAUGCAAUAAAAGAGAAGCUAGAACUUACAAUGUUUGAGACUACUUCAGCUGCUGAGUGGAUUGUAUUUUCAUUUCUUGAAGUUAUUCAUUUCUCAGGACAGUGGAGACUGGGUGAUUUAAGAAAAGAGAUUUUCUAAUGUCAGCCUUCUACAGUCAUAAUGCUGCUGCUUGUAUGUGAUUGGUCUCAGCAAGACAUUUUCAUCAAUUGACUAUAGGCUAUACACAGAAGCACCAUCCGUCUCAGAAGGGCAUUUAGUUUUAAUAGUGCACAGACAGUGGGUUUAUCUUCCUUAUGGCAAUGGUGUAGAUUAUUAACCAGAUUUUCAGAUGGAUAUAUGAGAAUUCAGCCACAGACUGGAGUGAUU
This is a messenger RNA of Calidris pugnax (ruff), 2705 nucleotides long. RefSeq names its product purinergic receptor P2Y, G-protein coupled, 8 (gene P2RY8). Gene Ontology annotation, cellular component: membrane. The record is from RefSeq and is a predicted model, not a curated record. The transcript is spliced from 4 exons. Gene Ontology annotation, biological process: phospholipase C-activating G protein-coupled receptor signaling pathway; positive regulation of Rho protein signal transduction. NCBI's taxonomy places the organism in Eukaryota, Metazoa, Chordata, Aves, Charadriiformes, Scolopacidae. Gene Ontology annotation, molecular function: G protein-coupled purinergic nucleotide receptor activity. Bases 586 to 1656 code for a protein of 356 amino acids.